ACAGGAAUGGGUAAAUCUUCAAAGGACAAGCGAGAUGUGUAUUACCGUCUGGCCAAGGAAGAGGGUUGGAGAGCAAGAAGUGCUUUUAAACUGUUACAGAUAAAUGAAGACUUUGACAUCUUUACUGGUGUUAAAAAAGUGGUAGACUUGUGUGCAGCGCCGGGUAGCUGGAGUCAGGUGCUGGCGAGGAAGCUUAGAGGAUCAGAUAAGACGGAUGAUAGUGUUAAGAUAGUAGCUGUUGAUCUACAAGCUAUGGCACCUAUACCAGGCGUGAUACAAAUACAGGGAGAUAUUACCAAGACAAGCACAGCACAUGAGAUAAUUGGACAUUUUGAGGGAGAGCAGGCAGAUCUUGUUGUGUGUGACGGAGCACCAGAUGUGACAGGUUUACAUGACAUUGAUGAGUAUAUUCAAGCCCAGCUUCUUCUUGCUGCUUUGAAUAUCACCACCCAUGUGUUGAAGAAUGGAGGAACGUUUGUAGCUAAGAUAUUUCGAGGAAAAGAUGUUUCUCUACUUUACUCACAACUUAAGAUAUUUUUCCCACUUGUGUCUGUGUUCAAACCAAGGAGCAGUAGAAACUCCAGUAUAGAGGCAUUUGUAGUGUGUCAGGGUUAUUCUCCACCAGAGGGUUAUACACCAAACAUGGCAAACCCCUUACUUGAUCAUCAUUAUGACUUAGACUACAACAAUUUGACUGGACCAAACAGAGUUAUUGUUCCUUUCCUAGCUUGUGGAGACUUGAGUGGCUUUGAUUCAGACAAAAACUACCCACUGAAGCUUCCAGGUAGAGAUUAUGAGUACCACAAACCAACCCAGUCACCUAUUAACCCACCGUAUCAAGAGGCGUGUCACCUUAGAAGGACUGAUCAAUUGGCUAAACCAAUCAAAUCUCAAGAAAAUGAUUCUAUAAAUAGAACAGCAAAUGAUGACAGUGAUAACACAUGUUCUAAAAAUAGUAAUGCAUAUGACAGUACAGAUAAAAUUGUACAAAGUGAGAAAAGUGGGGAUGUUCUUAAAGAUGAUGGUAGGGCAACCGAAGGUGAUAAUGUAGCAAGAACAAUGGAUGAAGCAUGUAUAAAAGUGGAAAAACUUAAUAUUUGAAAUAUAGUAUAAAUUUUAUAUUAUAUUCUCUAGGCAAAUUUUUAAACAGAUAAUAAAGCAAUAAAAGACUGAAUAUCGAA
Ruditapes philippinarum (Manila clam) is the source of this 1181-nucleotide messenger RNA. RefSeq names its product tRNA (cytidine(32)/guanosine(34)-2'-O)-methyltransferase-like. The transcript is spliced from 10 exons. The coding region runs from base 7 to 1101 and encodes 364 amino acids. Gene Ontology annotation, molecular function: tRNA methyltransferase activity. Lineage: Eukaryota; Metazoa; Mollusca; Bivalvia; Venerida; Veneridae. The record is from RefSeq and is a predicted model, not a curated record. Gene Ontology annotation, cellular component: cytoplasm. Gene Ontology annotation, biological process: cytoplasmic translation; tRNA methylation.